AUGGUCAAGCCCAAGCAAGUGCCGCCAUACUUGAAACGGGCUGGAUUUAAACCUUCGAAGCCUGAAGACUUUGGCGAUGGAGGAGCAUUUCCAGAAAUCCACUAUGCACAGUACCCUCUUGGUAUGGGAAGGAGUAAGUCUCAGAAUCCCGGUUCAAAGACUUUGCCUGUUACAGUAGAUGAGCACGGGAAUGUGAGAUAUGAUGCAAUCGUGAGGCAGGAUGAGAAUUCAAAGAAGAUUGUGUAUUCACAGCAUAGGGAUUUGGUCCCGAAGGUUGUGAAAGAUGAUGAGAAAGAGGAGGAGAUGGAUGUGGAUGAGAUGCAGAAAGUGAUUGAUGAGACGACACAGGAGACUAAGGCUGCACUUGAGAAGAUUGUGAAUGUGAGAUUGAGUGCUGCACAGCCAAAAAAUGUUCAAACACAGUCUUCAGAUUCUAAGUUUAUUAAGUACAAGCCAUCACAACAAUCAGCAGCCUUUAAUUCAGGAGCCAAGGAAAGAAUUAUCCGAAUGGUUGAAAUGCCAGUGGACCCUUUGGAGCCACCCAAGUUUAAACAUAAGAGGGUCCCAAAGGCAUCUGGUUCUCCACCAGUGCCGGUUAUGCAUUCUCCACCUCGUCCUGUGACCGUGAAGGAUCAGCAGGACUGGAAGAUUCCACCAUGUAUUUCAAACUGGAAGAACCCUAAGGGGUAUACAAUACCUCUUGACAAACGUCUGGCUGCUGAUGGUCGGGGGCUUCAGGAUGUUCAGAUUAAUGACAAUUUUGCUAAAUUGUCAGAGGCUUUGUAUGUUGCCGAGCAGAAGGCAAGAGAGGCUGUUGCGAUGAGGUCAAAGGUUCAGAAGGAGAUGAUGAUGAAAGAAAAGGAGAAGAAAGAGAUGGAGCUGCGGGAGUUGGCCAGGAAGGCGAGAUCGGAGAGAACUGGUGUUGCUCCUGCUGCUGCAGCACAAAUGCCUUCUGAGAGGGGUGCAAUCAACAGUGAUGACAUGAGUGUUGAUUAUGAGCGUGUGAGAGAUGCCCCCAAGGAGUCAAAGGAGGAAAGAGAGGAGAGGUUACAGCGGGAGAAAAUUCGUGAGGAGAGGCGCCGUGAGAGGGAAAGGGAGAGAAGGCUGGAGGCGAAAGAUGCUGCAAUGGGGAAGAAGAGCAAAAUUACGAGGGAUAGAGAUCGUGAUAUUAGUGAGAAAGUCGCUCUUGGAAUGGCCUCCGCGGGAGCUGGGAGAGGGGGUGAAGUUAUGUAUGACCAGAGACUGUUCAACCAGGAGAAAGGGAUGGAUUCUGGUUUUGCCACCGAUGAUGCUUACAACAUAUACGAUAAGGGCCUAUUUACUGCUCAAUCAACUAUGACUACUCUGUACAGACCGAAGAAGGAUGCAGAUGAUGAGGUGUAUGGAGGUGCGGAUGAACAGCUGGACAAGUUAAUGAAAACAGAUCGUUUUAAGCCUGACAAGGCAUUUACAGGAACAUCUGAAAGAACAGGUCAAAGGGAGAGGCCAGUUGAGUUUGAAAGAGAGGCUGAAGAAGCUGAUCCGUUUGGUUUGGAUCAGUUUUUGACAGAGGUGAAGAAAGGGAAGAAGGCCAUGGAGAAAGUUGGUACUGGAGGAACCUUGAAGGCUGGUGCAGGCUCUAUGCGUGAUGGUUACGAAACAUCAGGUAGAUCGCGCAUUAAUUUUGAAAAGGGCCGAUAA
This is a messenger RNA of Fraxinus pennsylvanica, 1680 nucleotides long. Lineage: Eukaryota; Viridiplantae; Streptophyta; Magnoliopsida; Lamiales; Oleaceae. The record is from the annotation of a GenBank genome assembly.